Molecule: messenger RNA, 1967 nt
Organism: Lolium rigidum
Lineage: Eukaryota; Viridiplantae; Streptophyta; Magnoliopsida; Poales; Poaceae
Exons: 2
Coding region: 1-864 (287 amino acids)
Source: RefSeq, a predicted model, not a curated record
AUGGGCAACACCAUCGGCGGGCGGCGGAAGGGCGCCAAGGUGAUGCAGCUGGACGGCACGGCGUUCCGGGUGAAGCCGCCAGCGUACGCGGGCGCGGUGCUACACGACCACCCGGGCUUCCAGCUCCUCGAAUCCGAGCAGGUCAAGCUCCUCGGCGUCCGCGCGCGCCCGCUCGAGCACGACGCGCUGCUCCGCCCGGGCCGGCUCUACUUCCUCGUCGCGCUGCCCAAGCCCGUCGCCCCCCCGCGCCGCGCCUGGUCCGGCGCGCUCCACGUCGGCGCGCGCGAGCGGCUCGAGUCGCUCAUGCUCACGCGCCGCUCCACCUCCGACCUCACUUUCCCCACCGGCACCGCGCCGGCGUCCCCCGCCGCCUCCGACGGCGGGCCUGUGCAGCUCAGGAUGCGCCUGCCCAAGGCGCAGCUGGCCAAGCUCGUGGGCGAGAGCCGGGACUCCGCCGAGGCCGCCGCCAAGAUCAUGCAGCUCUGCGCCGCCAACGCGGCUGGGAGCGGCGCCGUUACGCCGGAGAGGUUCGCGCCACGGACGCCCGAGAGGUUCGUGCCCACGCCGGACUGGGGCACCGGCGUUCGGCUCCCGCAGACGCCCGAGCACAGCCCGCGGUUCGUGCCCACGCCCGACUGGGGCGCCGGCAGGUUCUCCCAGACGCCGGAGCAGAGCCCGAGGUUCGCCGCGACGCCCGAGUGGGGCGCCAGGUUCAUGAUGCCGACGCCGGAGAGAGAUACCGGCAUGAUGGCGAAGACGCCGGCCGAGAGGUGGUCCGCGCUAACCGGCACGCCGGGCGGCAAGGCCAGCCGGAAGGAGAAGCGAACGCGGUUCGUCGCCUUACCAGACGAGAUAAUCGCCUGACCGUUCCUGCAUUGAAACGAGGGGAGCUAAUACAUCGCAAGAAUGUUGGUGCACCUUCAGCUUAACCAGUCAUGAUGCUUACAAGAUCAACCACAGAUAGCCGAAGUCGGAGACGUUGCGAAUGGUUUCCUGCCUCGACUCUUCCUUCUUCAGGGUCAGAGAUUGUGAAGGAGAAGGAGAUGGUGAAAGGGGGAUAAGUGGUGAAGAACUGAAGACCGGUCCGGUAUAGCUGCAUCGACCAACUCGAAGGCUCCAGCUCAGUUAAUCGGGGGGAUUCACACAGUCUACAUCACCUCGUGACUACAUUGACAAACUGUAACAACAAGAUCUAUGAGUUCCCAAACUAACGUUAACUUGAGGCCUCCGACACCGAGAAGAGGGCUCACCAAGAGCAGCGAUUAUAUCAAGCGUAGGAUGUAAAUAGAGCUGAAAGAUUUCGACUUCUCUAUAGAAAUACAGAAACAAAACAUAAAUAUGAAAAUGAAAACAUAUUUCUUUUGCGGAAAAGGAACUACGUUUUCCGGGAGAACAAAAGCGGCCUGAUACGGAAUCCAAAUAUGUCAUUGCCAAGCCAAACUGUCAAAGUGGCUCAUCCCAAAACAGACGACCAUGUAAUCCUUUUUUUGUUCGAGGAAGCUUCCAUGGUUCCACCAUUCUUCCAUUCCUCAAUAUAUUCAGCACUCACACUAGGGUUAGAGUUGAGGAUUGUCGGUUUCUUGUGUCGCUUCAUUUUGGCUUCAAGAUUCAAGCAGUCUCUUGGUUCUGGCAAAUAUCCGUUUUUUCACUCCGUGUUCGCACCGUAUUUCUUCUGCAUCUACUUCUGACAAUAUAUGUUUUCGAUUUUUUCCAGAGUUACACUAUUCGUACAUGAUUCCGCAAAAAAAGUGCCACCACUCUAUCUGUCAGUUUGGGCUCCAUUUUCAUAUCUAGUCAAGUGAAGCCGAGAGACGGAAGGACCUAAUCAACUAGGCCAGGAUUCUUCACGCCAGCCCCUCACUUACCGAAUCAAGUCUUUUUGAAACGGAGCAAAAGCUUUGCCCAGGCGCAUUAAUAAUUGGGAGAAGUUUUACAAGACAAACGAUACACGGUACCUGAGUGUAAAU